AUUUAAGCAUUGCAACUGUGUAAAUGACGCCAAACAAGUCGACAAUUGUUGAUUUCAAAAUCAUAUAUAGAUGCAAUCAUUCCUCUCGAUUGCCUACCAUUCCAUACAUCCAUCCAUCAAUCAAUCAAUCAUUCAUUCACUCAAACAACUACUACUUUGACUAUCUAAACAUCUCAAUUAACUGAUCGCAUAUUACACUCACAUAAAAUGUCUGCCUACAAAAACAUUGCUGUCGCUGGUGCCGCAGGUGAUCUCGGCUCCGCAGUCUUCAAGGCCCUCGUCGACUCCAACAAAUUCAACCUCACAGUCCUAACCCGCGCCGGCUCAACCUCCAAAUUCCCCUCCGACAUCAAAGUCAUCCAAGUCGACUACGAUAACCUCGACUCUCUCACAUCCGCCCUCCAAGGCCAAGAUGCCGUCGUCUCAACCCUUGGUAGUCUCGCCAUCCCCAGCCAAACACUCCUCAUCGACGCCGCAGUAGCCGCUGGCGUGAAGCGCUUCCUCCCUUCUGAGUUUGGCUCCAAUCUUGUCAUCCCCAGCGUUCGCAAGCUUCCCGUCUUCAAGACAAAGGUCGAUAUCGAGGAUAAGCUUACUGCUCUUGCAAGUGAAGGCAAGAUUAGCUAUACCUUUGUUUAUAACUCUGCUUUCCUUGACUGGGGCUUGAACCAUGGCUUGUUCCUUGAUUUCAAAAAGGCUGAGGCUACUCUCUGGGAUGGCGGUAACACUGAGUUCAGCACAACUACUCUCGCUAGUGUUGGCCAAGCUGUCGUUGGUGUUCUGACGCACCCUGCCGAGACAAAGGAUCGCGUUGUUUACAUUCAAGAUACUGUCGUCUCUCAGAAGAAGAUCCUCGAUAUUGCCAAGGAGCUCAACCCCAACAAGCAGUGGACUGUCAAGGAGGCCAAGAUCGACGAUGCUACUGCUGCUUCUGAUGCCAAUAUCGCAAAGGGUAUCUUUGACUGGCCUACUCUUGCUGCCUACCUAUACAGGGCCAUCUUUGACCCCACUAGUGUUCCCAAGUUCCCCAAGCUUGAUAAUGAGCUACUUGGUGUCAAGGGUGUUACCGAUGAGCAGCUCAAGGAACUUGUCAAGCCUUUUGUCCAGUAGAGAUAUAUAAAACACUGAUACAUAGUCUCAAUACCAACCAUAUAAUAUUCAUUUUCUUGAUCGAAUGUGAAACACCUUGUCUCAUAUUAUCAGAUUGAAACUUGCGAGCCC
Messenger RNA from Fusarium verticillioides 7600, 1218 nucleotides. RefSeq lists its product as hypothetical. Gene Ontology annotation, molecular function: oxidoreductase activity. Lineage: Eukaryota; Fungi; Ascomycota; Sordariomycetes; Hypocreales; Nectriaceae. The record is from RefSeq and is a predicted model, not a curated record. The transcript has a single exon. The coding region runs from base 208 to 1107 and encodes 299 amino acids.